This is a messenger RNA of Trichomonas vaginalis G3, 819 nucleotides long. RefSeq names its product ankyrin repeat family protein family. The transcript has a single exon. Lineage: Eukaryota; Parabasalia; Trichomonadida; Trichomonadidae. The record is from RefSeq and is a predicted model, not a curated record. The coding region runs from base 1 to 819 and encodes 272 amino acids. Gene Ontology annotation, molecular function: protein binding.
AUGAGUGAAUGUUUGAAAUAUCAAAAACCAGAUGAAGAAUGCAUGAGAUGUGGAAUUUUUUUACAUAACAUUGACUUUGUUGCAUUUUUAAUGAAUGAAUAUAACUUGGAAAUCGAUUUAGUAUGUUGCAAUAUCUGGAAUAAUCUUCAAGCAUUUUUGGUUUAUUUGGAUGUUACAAAUGAAAUCAAUAAAUGCUUUGUUUAUUCACCAUAUUAUUUUAGUAAAGAACUUUGUGAGUAUCUUCUUACGAAUGGAGUAGAUAUUAAUGCAAGAGGUAGAUCUCGUAAUACAGCUCUUCAUAUAUCUGCAGAAAUAAAUAGUAAAGAACUUUGUGAGUUUCUUCUUUCACAUGGUGCAAAUAUUGACUCAAGAGAUUGUGCUGGCAGAACUGCCCUUCACAAUGCAGCAUAUUAUAAUAGUAAAGAAACAGCAGAGUUUCUUCUUUCACAGGGUUCAGAUAUCAAUGAAAAGGAUGAAGAUGAAAAAACACCUCUUUUUAAAGCAAUGUAUUUAGGCAGUAUAGAAACAGCAAAGAUGCUUCUUUCACAUGGAGCUAAUAUAAAUGAAAAAGAUUAUCAUAAUCGAACAGCUCUUUUUAUCGCAUUGGAUAAUAAUAGAAUAGAAGCCGCAAAAUUAAUAAUUAAGCAUGGUGUUGAUGUUAACGUAAAGGAUAGAUUCGGAGAAACAGCUCUUAUUGUGGCAGUUGAAAGAGGCCAGAUCGAAAUAGUAAGGAUGCUUCUUUCACACGGCGCAAAUAUAAAUGAAAAAGAUAAUAAAGGGCAAACACCUCUUUGUAUAGCAAAAAAAAAGAGGACAUAA